Aspergillus nidulans FGSC A4 is the source of this 1470-nucleotide messenger RNA. RefSeq names its product FAD-binding oxidoreductase. The record is from RefSeq and is a predicted model, not a curated record. The transcript has 4 exons. Gene Ontology annotation, molecular function: FAD binding; flavin adenine dinucleotide binding. Lineage: Eukaryota; Fungi; Ascomycota; Eurotiomycetes; Eurotiales; Aspergillaceae. The coding region runs from base 1 to 1470 and encodes 489 amino acids.
AUGAAAGUCUGCCCGUACAAAGCCCUCUCGGUGCUUGAGAGUCUUGGCCUCAACGCUCUGUCCUACAAGACCUGUCCAGCUACAGCAUCAGUCUCCGCCUGCUGCACAGCACUCCAGUCCACCUCCCUCAAGACCUCCGUCCACGACCCUUCGUCCCCAGCCUACCACAUCUCGCAAGCAAACUACUGGCGCGUUGACAACACCCAAUUCUAUCCCUCCUGCAUUGUUCAGCCACGCUCAGCGUCCGACCUUUCCACAGCCCUCUCCGUACUAGUCUCAACCAACGACAAUACGCCGCAAUGCCGGUUUGCCAUCCGCGCCGGCGGGCAUAGCACGCUCGUCGGUGGGACGAAUGUCGAGUAUGGGGUCACCAUCGAUCUCUCGGUGCUGAAUAGGACGGUCUACGAUGAAGAGAAGCGCAUUGCGUCGAUUGAGCCGGGAGCCAGGUGGAAGGACGUUUAUGGGGCUCUUGCGAAGUACGGGGUCGGUGUUGCCGGUGGACGGGGAGGGACGGUAGGCGUAGGCGGGUUUCUGGUGGGUGGAGGGAAUUCGCAUCAUAGCGCACUGUUUGGAUUCGCUUGUGAUUCUGUGGUCAAUUUCGAGAUCGUCCUCCCCAACGGCACCCUCACCACCGCAAACAGCACCCAUAACCCGCGCCUUUUUAGAGCUCUCAAAGGCGGCUCCGGCAAUUUCGGAAUAGUAACGCGCUUCGACAUGGAGACGUUCCCGCAGCCGCGCAACUCCAUAUGGGGUGGGAUCGUCACAUACGAGCACGACGAGACCAACGUCAAUGCCCAGAUCAAAGCCUUGAUUGAUUUCACAGCGAACGUCAAGAACGACCCCUACGCCUCGUUGAUUCCACUGUACACGUACAUCUCGACGAUGGACAGACCAGUCAUCGUCAACUCACUCGUUUACACGAAACCCUAUGCGGACCCGUAUCCGGAUGCGUUUAAGCCAUUUUAUCUGCUGUCGAAUAUCUCUGACACGACCCGGCAGACAGACCUUGAGGGGUUGGUUGGAGAGUUAGAGCCGGAGAGUGGGCUGCAUAGUAACUUCUUCACGGUGACGUUUGCGAAUGACGCAGCGAUCUUGAAGAAGGCGGUUGAGAUCCAGGAACGACUGAUUAGGCAGGUCAGAAAGAUUGCGAAAAGCAGCGAGUGGAAUAUCAAGAGUCUGUAUCAGCCGUUGCCGGUGGACCUCCUUUGGCUUACCUGGGAUCAUAUCGACGAUACGGCGCUGUUUGACUGGGUUGGAGAGACAUUUAUGAGUGAGCUGGAUGACUUCGCGCGGUCUGUUGGAGGCGAAUAUCCCUAUGUCUAUCUCAACUAUGCGGCCGAGUCGCAGAAUCCGCUGCGGAGUUAUGGAGAGGAGAAUCUCGAAUUCCUCAAGGCUGUGGCAAAGGAGUAUGAUCCUCAUGGCAUUUUCCAGACGCAACUUCAUGGGGGGUUCAAAGUUACUUUGGCGUAG